Pezoporus flaviventris is the source of this 5790-nucleotide messenger RNA. It is a transcript of the gene SH3BGRL2, whose product is annotated as SH3 domain binding glutamate rich protein like 2. Lineage: Eukaryota; Metazoa; Chordata; Aves; Psittaciformes; Psittacidae. The record is from RefSeq and is a predicted model, not a curated record. The transcript is spliced from 5 exons. Bases 1 to 765 code for a protein of 254 amino acids. Gene Ontology annotation, cellular component: cytoplasm.
AUGGAGAAAGCUGUGAAAUGCUCUGAAUGUAAACCUCUGACCACAGUGAAAGUUCUGGAAAGAACAGAGUCCUGUGUGAAACUGAAUUUGCUACUGGAAGACUUCGGUGUGAUCUACAAGACCUCCAAAACCAUUUUUGCAAGGGAAAGGGGCGGCGCGGCGGGCUGUGCCCCGCCCGGGAAGAACUACAGCGCCCGUCGGCCCCUGCGCGCCGCCACCACCUUUCCCGCCUCUCGCCGUUAUCGCCUGCCUCCUGUCAGUGAGGAGCCGGACCCGGACCCGGCUCGCCUGAGAGGGGCUGCCGCCGCUGGGGACGGGGGGCAGUGGGGUGGAGCGCAGCGGCCUCCUCCUCCUCCCCUUCCCGAUCCCUGUGGGGGAGCGGUGUCCCCGCAGCCUCGCUGCCCCGUCCCGUCCGGUGGCGCGGCACAUGAGGUGAAGAUGGUGAUCCGCGUCUUCGUCGCCUCCUCCUCGGGCUCCGUGGCUAUAAAGAAGAGGCAACAAGAUGUGGUGAGGUUUCUGGAAGCCAACCGCAUAGAGUUUGAAGAAGUGGAUAUCACAAUGUCGGAGGAGAAAAGACAAUGGAUGUAUAAAAAUAUUCCUGAGGAUAGGCAGCCUGCACAAGGCAAUCCACUACCACCACAGAUAUUCAGUGAUGAUCGGUACUGUGGAGAUUAUGAUGGAUUUUUUGAAUCAAAGGAGAGCAACACUGUCUUCUCCUUCCUCAGACUGAAACCUACUUUGGCAUCAAAGGAGUCAGAACCAUAGAAAACUUACCUGAAGUAUGGACAAGCACAUCUCCUGGAUGAAUGACCCUGUUCUUCAGCACACAACAUCUUUCCCAAUGGAUCACUGUGAUAGAGCAAACAUGAUCAUUAGUAGUAGUCUGCUUGCUGUGAGACAGUGCUCUCCAAUAAUGCAGACUUAAUAACACAUAUGAAACGGGAUUAAGGCUGGGCUACUCAUCUUCCUUUUUAAAAAUACUUAUUGUUGAUGUUUCACUUUUGUCUUUGGAUUGCUUUUGCAGCUAGCACUGAUAUUCUAACAGACACCUGUGUUUGAGAAUAAGGAGUGGAAGAGUAGGGCUUCUGUUGUUCAUGGAUAUACUUAUGUAGUCAGAUUUUUCACCUUUUUUAAUUCUUCCAGCUACUGUAGUUGAAGUUAGCUCCUCAUGAUAAUUAAAACGCUGGUGAUUAUUAGAAUGUUUGUGCUGGUUAUGAUCUAGAAGGUAAAAAUUGUCAAUCUUAAGGUCUCCAUGUAAGCCAAUAACUGCUGUGGUUUUGCUCUACAUUUAUUUAUAGUGAUGUUUAUGCUAGAUCAUGUUUAUUGUAAGAGACAUGGGCUGCUAACCAUGUUCAUGAAAACUCCAUUUGUUUAAUGAUGCACAUUGCAACUGACUGUUCAAAAAGUUGUUAUUAUGGAGAAGGUGCCAAAGUGAAAUAUUUUGACAUGGUUCCAAGUGGAGGUGAAAUGUGCAGAAAAACGUUUGAUGGAAAAUACUGAGUAGUUCAGAAGAAGAGAUCUCACAGCUAAUGAUAAUAUUAAGGUAUUGCUUAACUGAGAAAACUUAACAUCCAUAGUUGGAGCUCUAUAGUUAGACAAUCUUAAAAUGAAAUUUUGCCAAAUCCUGGAGUUUACCUUCAAUAACACACAGCUCCACCAUUAGCCACAUGAGAGUCAGGAGAUACUUUCAAAGCCAGGGCUUAGUCCCAUGGAUGGUUAAACUCUUUAUCAUGGAACAAGAGCACACCUAACUCACCUAGCUGUUAUCCUGGUUGUAUCCCCGGGUGUAGAAAUGUGGAGGUGCCUCAAAGACAGUGAGAAAGCUGAGUGUGUGCUCUGCUGGAUGAAGCCACAAUGGUCAGCUUGGUUGAGGAGCAGGAGUCAAGUAAAGGACAUGGAGAUCAUUCCAGUGGGACUGCGUUGAUGCACAUAGGCACAUUUAGGCCUGUGACUUGCCAAUAACCAUUCCAAAAUACAUUAUAGAUGAAAGUCAAACUUCAUUAUGCAUUUUGAAUCAAGUCUGGCUAUGAAAAUAACAGCUAUGCUAUAAUGUAGCUUUUACUGAAGUGAUUUCAUAAUGACAGGGUAGUGUCAUUCCAAUAAAUGUCCUUAUGUCUUUGGGUAAAAAAAGACAACCAUUAUGUGGAAAAGCUUCUUUGCAAUCACAGCAUUACUCAGACUGUGUGGCUUGAAGGAAGCCAGACUCUUAAAAAGUGUCAGAAAGUGACACUGCCUGUGCAACAAAUGUUUAACAUGUUCUGUUAAAAUCAGUCAUCAUGGCAUCUGAGACAUGUUAGUUGGAAGGGACAGCUGGAGGUCAUCUGGCCCAGAACUGUCAAAAUCCAGGCUAACACCACACUAGGUCGAAUCAGAUAUGGGUUUGUCUAGCAGAGUGUUAAAAAUAUCCAACUAUGAAGACCUUGUAACCCCCUAGGUAACCUGUGCCAGUGCUGUAGCACUUUCCUGCUGAAAACUUUCCUUUAAUGUCCAGCUUCAGCUCCAAGGCUGUAAUUUGUGGCUGUUGCCUUUGCUAUGUUUUCUGGCACUCACAGAAAGAGAUUGGCACCAACCUUUUAGUAUCUCAAAUUAGUCAUAAGCUACUAUUAGAUUAUCCAUCAGCCUUCUUCUUAUGAGAGCGAACAAAACCGUCUUCCUCAGCCUCUCCUCACAGGCUGUGUGCUUUAGGUCCCUGGCUGUUGUGCUUUGGUGGAAGGCUAUUCAUUCCAGUUUGUUCACAUCCUUCAUGAACUGGGAGAAGAUCCCAAACCAAUAUUACAGAUGUGGCCAGGGGGAUAACAACUUUCCUCAGCCUGCAGGCCACACUUCUGAAGUAGCGCACUACAUGCUUUCCCCUUUCUGCAGUGAGUACAUUGCUGGCUUAUGAUAAACCUGGCUUUCGUUAAAAUCCCCAGGUCCCUUUAGCAGGAGUAUUAUUCUGUCAGUCACCUCGACCCCAUACUGAUGCUUCGUCACCCCCAGGCAGAAAUUUCUACCUGUCUUUAGCAAACUUCCUGAGGUUUCUGUUAGCCCAGUCCUCAAGGUUAUUGGGAUGCCACUGAGCUGAAGCUCUGCCAGCUCCACCAACCAGGUUCAGGUAUCAUUCACAGCCUUGCUGAGGGUGCCCACUAGGUCAUCAUCCAGGUCCCUGCUGAAGAUGCUGAACAAUAGAACUGUAGCCUCUCAGGUUCUGGACAACAGCUUACAACUACAGUCAUGACAUGAACAAUGUUCAUGACUGCCAGUUGUUACAGUGAAGAACAGGUUACCUUCUUGUUCUUGUUGUCUCAGCUACAAACUGCUUACAGUUGUGUGGCUUUUCACUCUAGUACAAAGGCAAGAAAACUUUGAAAAAGGAGAUGUUAAAGGAGUCCAUCCAUAGAUCAGUUUCACUUUGGAUCCUCUGGUGCCUCCUCUGCUCAGUGAAAGGGUUAGAUGGAGCACACACAUAUUUCGAGUCCAUGGUUGUGUUUACUAGUCAAAAUCUUAGAUGCAGCACCUUCUCUACAGGAAUCCUGAAUGUGAGCUGAUAACAUGCAUAUACAUACAUAUAUAUGUACAUAUGUACAUAUAUGUAUGCAUGUGCAUUUUAAAGAAUUAUGUUAUCUGUUGUAAGUUAUUGUGAUGUUCUUGUCACCAGUCGCACACUUUAAUGAGACUUGAAGCUCGUUAUAGGAAGGGAAUGUGACAUGGGGUGGAGCUGGUUGUUGUUAUCUUCACCAAGUUCAAUGUAACUAUUCCUAAAAACAAACUUAAAAGAAAACAUGUAUAUUUUCAAAUGAAUAUAGAUAUAAUUUUACAUAAUUACACGGUUGAUUACAGAGAAGCCAUCCUGGAUUUAUCAUGUACUUGAUACAUUGUAAACUUUGAGAACUGCCUGAAGUCCCAGUUUCGAAAGAUUAGGUAAGUGUAUAAGUAUAUACACAGGAGUAAUCCUGGGGAAAAUCGCAGGUUUACUGAUGUGAAAGGCAAAACCACACUGAUUUCUCCAGGGAUUAAAUUAGUUUCACAAAACUCCUCUUGAUAAUUGUAGAAUAGAAGCCUCCUGUUCAGUGGAGAGGUAGGUAGGUAAACCUAGCUUAUUUCAGAGCACGCGUGUGGGCAUAAUCGGUUGUACGAAGGACAACAUUAGCUCCAAAGGUAUCCUGCUUGCUUGCAUGGAUUGGCAGUGUAAGUCCCUUAGAGCAUUUGAAUUUUAAGUGGCUAGUUUAGAAGGAAAAAAAAAGUAUAUACAUUGCUUGAAUGUGAAUUUGGUCUGUUGUGCGACAGCCUUAUUUUUGUAAUUAAAGCAAGUAGAGUUCUAGUUUGUUACACAAAAUGAUGUGGGAUUUUUUAAAACCAGUUUUGUAAUAAUGAAAUGUAGCUAUCAGGUAACUGAAAAGGUCUGUGGAAAAUAGAGCCAUUUAUUGAAAGGAAUAACAAAUCCUUUAUUCUGUUUAAAAUACUUGCAUAUGCAUAUGAGAACCAAAUGAUCCCAAUUUUUAGCUAAUACUUGUAACUACCCUGUGUUUUUAAAAGGGAGAGUAGUGUGAAUUAAACUGUAACCCUUUGUACCUAGCUGAAGUUGCUGUGUGGGCUGACAUCCAUGCACACAUUCACUGUAUCAGUGGCUUUGAUAGAGGUGUUUUUGUUUGUGCCACAUGCUACUGGAUAGUGCCUUGUCAGAAAGAGGACUGUUUCUGUAGGGUCUUCUUACAUGUGCUUAAACUUUGAACUAAGAAAGGGGUAGUUUCUAUAUUGCUAUUUUUUUAAUAACACAGUACAUUGUUUUUGAGGCCUGAGUCAAAGGACACAUGCUUUGUAAGACUGAAACAGUUUUUGGUGAGUCUGCUGGACUCUGGAUUUGUCUUAGUGUGGCUUUUUGUAUUUUUCUUUCCUUUUCCUUUUUGUUAACUGUCUUGAACCAAAGGGGAAAUGGACCUGGAGUAAAGUCCCUAAAUCCAUGUUUACACUUUAAAAUAACUAUCUAUCUGAUUUGAGAGUUGAGCAGCCCAAGUGCUAUUGCUGAAAUGAAGUGGAGCUCCUAAGCUUUCAGUGGCUUUCUUGGAUCUCUUCCCUACCCUGUCUCCCCAUCAGGCCAUUUACUUAGGGAGUCCAGUUCAGGGAAUACCAUGAUUCAGAAGUAGGACCAUGAGAUUGUAGGCAGUGCCUUGUGGCAUUUUACAGGAGUGCAAGAGUGGGCAUCACCAGGCAAGUGCUAUAUCCCAUUAGGUAUUUGCACUUGCCUAAUCAGAAUUGUCUACUGAUUUCACUAGAUCCUGGCACAAGCAGUGGGAGGAGUAGGAGGAAGCCCCACCUGUUUCCCCUGCGCAGAGGGCAGGAGUGGAAGACAUGGUGCAGAAUGGCCCACAGCACCCUGAGCAGUGGUUCUCACAGGGGCCCUUGGCUGGCAGUGCAUGUGUGCAGCCACGCAGUUCUCCCCAUGGGACUCCAGCUGCAUCAUGGCCUAGCCACCAUCCUCCUGCUCCCUAAGGAAUUUGGGAGGGGAAAUGGAGAACAGCUUCAUGAUAGCAGUCCUUCAGCCAGGGCAGAUCCAGCUUGCUCUCUUCUUCCUAUUCUUUACCUCUUCCUAAUGUGCUUCACCCUGUCCUGUGCAGACCCACCUGUGUGCAAAGCUCCUGUUCCUGGCCUUUUGUCACACCCCGUGAGGUCACAAAUGCAGAGUCGCUGUUCACCUUCAUGGCAUCAAUGUUUUGUAACUCAUUGGGGGAGGGAGCAUGUUGCAUCCUAGGCCGUGUACACGUUAUAUACUGAAACCAUGUUCGUCUAAUAAAAAUUGUAACUCAAAAGAGA